Messenger RNA from Ficedula albicollis (Collared flycatcher), 1769 nucleotides. RefSeq lists its product as uncharacterized. Bases 1 to 1383 code for a protein of 460 amino acids. The transcript is spliced from 3 exons. Lineage: Eukaryota; Metazoa; Chordata; Aves; Passeriformes; Muscicapidae. The record is from RefSeq and is a predicted model, not a curated record.
AUGAACAGCACACGGAGGGUUUAUCCUGGUGUUCCCUGCGUGCAGAGCUCUGCAGCUGCCCAGAACAGCAACAGAGGCUGCCAGUGCAGCGCUCGGUGCCGGUGCCCGGAGCAGGCCGAGCAGUGCUCGGUGCUGGUCCCGGUGCCGGUCCUGGUGCAGCGCUCGGUGCCGGUGCCCGGAGCAGGCCGAGCAGUGCGCCGCCUGCAUCCCUUCUCCGGAGCAAUCGGCUCUGCCGAGCACACACAGCGAUCAGCCGCCUCCAUCCCUUCUCCGGAGCGAUCGGCUCUCCCGAGCACACACAGCGAGCAGCCGCCUGCAUCCCUUCUCCGGAGCGAUCGGCUCUGCCGAGCACACACAGCGAGCAGCCGCCUGCAUCCCUUCUCCGGAGCGAUCGGCUCUGCCGAGCACACACAGCGAGCAGCCGCCUGCAUCCCUUCUCCGGAGCGAUCGGCUCUGCCGAGCACACACAGCGAGCAGCCGCCUGCAUCCCUUCUCCGGAGCGAUCGGCUCUGCCGAGCACACACAGCGAGCAGCCGCCUGCAUCCCUUCUCCGGAGCGAUCGGCUCUGCCGAGCACACACAGCGAGCAGCCGCCUGCAUCCCUUCUCCGGAGCGAUCGGCUCUGCCGAGCACACACAGCGAGCAGCCGCCUGCAUCCCUUCUCCGGAGCGAUCGGCUCUGCCGAGCACACACAGCGAGCAGCCGCCUGCAUCCCUUCUCCGGAGCGAUCGGCUCUGCCGAGCACACACAGCGAGCAGCCGCCUGCAUCCCUUCUCCGGAGCGAUCGGCUCUGCCGAGCACACACAGCGAGCAGCCGCCUGCAUCCCUUCUCCGGAGCGAUCGGCUCUGCCGAGCACACACAGCGAGCAGCCGCCUGCAUCCCUUCUCCGGAGCGAUCGGCUCUGCCGAGCACACACAGCGAGCAGCCGCCUGCAUCCCUUCUCCGGAGCGAUCGGCUCUGCCGAGCACACACAGCGAGCAGCCGCCUGCAUCCCUUCUCCGGAGCGAUCGGCUCUGCCGAGCACACACAGCGAGCAGCCGCCUGCAUCCCUUCUCCGGAGCGAUCGGCUCUGCCGAGCACACACAGCGAGCAGCCGCCUGCAUCCCUUCUCCGGAGCGAUCGGCUCUGCCGAGCACACACAGCGAGCAGCCGCCUGCAUCCCUUCUCCGGAGCGAUCGGCUCUGCCGAGCACACACAGCGAGCAGCCGCCUGCAUCCCUUCUCCGGAGCGAUCGGCUCUGCCGAGCACACACAGCGAGCAGCCGCCUCCAUCCCUUCUCCGGAGCGAUCGGCUCUGCCGGGCACACACAGCGAGCAGCCGCCUCCAUCCCUUCUCCGGGCGCUAGGAGAUCAGAUCCUCCUUCCUCACAGUCUGACUGUGUGAACUCUUCACACCCACACUUGUGUGACACUGAGCAGAGCCCAGUGCCCCAGGAACUGCCUGGGACACCUGGGACACCAACCCAGGCCAGGAAUUCUGCAUUCCUCAGACGGGGCAGUCAGAAAUAAUCCUGCAAUGAACAGAAAGUGACCCACAACUGAGUGACAUUAGAGCUCGAGGCACUUGUGAGGCACUGGUAAGAUUGGUGAGGGACUGGUCCUUGUUCCAGCAGGAGGAGGUGAACGUUGACCUUUCAGCUUCAGCAUCACAACAGGCAGAGGCUGUGAAGCUGGGAAGGAAGGAAAGAAGGAAUUAAUGAAGGCAUUGAAUCACACAAGCGUUUGGGUGGGAUGGGACCUUAAAGCACAUCCAGUUUCAUGUCCUUGUCG